GUUGAUCAGUGCCAACAUGAUUCAUAAUUUCCACCGCGAUAUGUUGAUACUCCCUGUCGGUCGGAUGGAGCUGGGUGGGUAGGUGACAGGGUGCGUUUAUCGCGACAUGUUCUGCCAAUCGAAUUGAUUGAAUUGCCAUUCACUGUGCCCGCGUCGCGAGUCUUCGUCUUCAGCUGGUUUGAUGCCAUUCCGGCGCUCUCGAUGGUGAUCCGAGGGAAUAUGUGAAGAUCAUGCUCGCGGUGGUGUGCUUGGUCUUUGCGGCAGUGGGCGAGAGGCUUGCCAUUUCAGACGGGGACAGGACCUCGGUGCAAGAUGCGAGUGUGUGGGAAUGGUUCUCCACAUCGGCGGGCCGGCAUGACAGCAGCGAGCCCACGGGGGAGAUCACCUUUCCCAGGCGCCUCGUGCAGCAGAUCGAGUCGGAGGAGGAGAUCGUUCGCGAGUCCUUGGAUACCCGGGUAAAGAAUGGCACCGUGGAGAAAUUGCCGGUCCACCUGGCCCAGAUUUCCUUCCAGGUAGCGGGCUUUGGACACACCUUCACGUUGGAUCUGGAGCUGAACCAUCACCUCCUGUCCUCAGAAUAUAUCGAAAGGCACUUUGAUGACGAUGGAAAACCUUUGCAGUCUGUGGGGGGCGAGCACUGCUACUACCAAGGGGGGUUACGGGGUUUGCCAGGCUCCUGGGCUGCCCUCUCCACCUGCCAUGGCCUUUGUGGAAUGUUCUCAGAUGGAUUCUUCUCUUAUGGGAUCGAACCUGUGCGCAAUGGGAGCCACCAGGACGAUGGUGCUCACACGAUCCACAGGCUGCCAGACUUUAGACUGACCCCUCAUUGCCCAGGCUGUGCUAAAGAUAGCAAGUGGCGUGGCGAUGGAGUGGAAGAAGACGAGGGAGAGGAGGACAGACCCGACCAAACGAUCACCCCACAGUCCUCAAAGGGUCUCAUAAGGAGAAAGAGACACUUGCGUCGUCCCUCGGCCCAGGCCGAGACCAAAUACAUAGAGCUGAUGGUGGUCAACGACUAUGACCUGUUUGUGCAGCUGCGUCGCUCUACUACUCAGACCAAAAACUUUGCCAAAGCUGUGGUCAACAUGGCUGACGCGAUGUACAAGGAACAGCUGAACACGCGGAUCGUGCUUGUCGCCAUGGAGACCUGGUCGUCUGAAAAUAAGAUGGAGGUGUCUGCGGAUCCCUUGGCAACGCUGGGCCACUUCAUGAAGUACCGGAGGGACAGCGUCAGGGAGCAGAGCGACGUUGUCCACGUCUUCUCGGGGCGAACCUUCGAGAGCAGCCGCAGUGGGACAGCCUACACAGGAGGGGUCUGUUCCCAGACCCGGGGCGGUGGCAUUAACGAGUAUGGGAACGUGGGUUCCAUGGCGGUCACCCUGUGCCAGAGCCUGGGCCAGAACAUCGGGAUGCGCUGGAACAACGCCCGAAGUGCUGCAGGUGACUGCAGGUGCCCGGACGCCUGGCUGGGCUGCAUCAUGGAGGACACCGGAUAUUACCUGCCCAGAAAGUUCUCCCGCUGCAGUAUGGAUGAGUACUCCCAGUUCUUGCUCCAGGGAGGUGGCAGCUGUCUCUUCAACAAUCCCAACAAGCUGUUGGAUCCUCCAGAGUGUGGGAAUGGCUUUGUGGAGCCGGGGGAGGAGUGUGACUGUGGAUCCCAGGUGGAGUGCGCCCGCAACGGAGGAGCGUGCUGUAAGAAGUGCACGUUGACCCAUGACGCCAUGUGCAGCAACGGCCUCUGCUGCAGUGGGUGCAGGUAUGAGCUGAGGGGAGCGGUGUGUAGAGAUGCUGUGAACGACUGUGACAUUCCAGAGACCUGCACCGGAGACUCUAGUCAGUGCCCACAUAACGUCCACAAGCUGGAUGGAUACAUGUGUGACAGUAGUCAGGGCCGCUGUUACGCCGGCCGUUGCAGGACCAGAGACGCCCAGUGCAGAGGACUUUGGGGUUAUAAUUCUGCUGACCGCUUCUGUUAUGAGAAGCUCAAUGCCGAGGGGACAGAGAAGGGGAACUGCGGUCCCGGCACGGACGGCAAGGGCUGGCUGCAGUGCAACAAGCCGGAUGUGUUGUGUGGCUUCCUGUUCUGUGCCAAUCUGACGGUGAAGCCGAAGUUUGGCGACCUACAGGGUGAUGUCACCAGCCUCACUAUUUACCACCAGAACAAGUACCUGGACUGCCGCGGUGGCCAUGCCCUGCUGGAGGACGGCUCUGACCUGGGCUACGUGGAGGCCGGGACUCCCUGCGGUCCCAACAUGAUGUGUCUGGAGCACCGCUGCCUGCCGCUCAGCGCCUUCAACCUCAGCUCGUGCGCGGGCUCCAGCCACGGGCUCACAUGCUCCCACCACGGGACUUGCAGCAACGAGGUGAAGUGUAUCUGUGAGCGAGACUACACAGGGAAGGACUGCAGUGUGUUUGACCCCAUCCCAGAGCCCACGGCCCCUGCUGGGCUUGAGAAGAAAGGUCCCAGUGGCACCAAUAUCAUAAUAGGUUCCAUCGCAGGCGCUAUUCUCCUGGCCGCUAUAGUCCUAGGGGGAACAGGAUGGGGAUUUAAGAACAUCCGGCGAGGGAGGUAUGAUCAGUCACCCAUGUCUUUGUGUCGUCAGUUAUUUUCUGUCUCAUCCCAUCCAACCCUCCAUCCACCUGAAACCCAUCCAAUGGUUCUGAGUAGGGCUGGGUAUUGGCAGAUCUGGCGGAGGAUAAGAAGACGGUUGCUGUCUUUGCCUUCAUGUCUGUCUGUACCUCCUAUUCCUCACACCUUUGUUCCCGCCCUGGAGAAGAGGGAGAUUGGGCGUCUUUCACACUUCUGUCUUACAUCUCUCCAUGCCUCUUUAUAUACUGCCCACCCAUCCCUUCCCUUGGUCCUGUCCAGCCUGGCUCCACCGUCAACCUGGAGGGAGGGCUGACCCUUUACAUUUCCCUUCUUGAACACCAGCCAAUCAAAUUCCUGUGGUUUGUCAGCUGACCAGCCAUGGCAUCGUACCCAGGUACCCUCGCCGAAGAAAGACAUUUUUGUUUUUUUCUGCAAAACAUUGUUCUUCCUCCUAGUGGCUGGUUCUUGGGGUCCGCUGGGUAGUCUGUGUGGGAGUGUACUGUGAACACAAAUGAACGAGGACCAUUUGUAUUUGGGCCGUGGUCUUGCCAGUACCAACCACCUGGCCCACAGGAUGGAGUCCAUAUAAACCAAGUUCACAGACUUCUCUUGGGAUUCUUUUUCUUUCAAUAGGAAUUUGAGUCGGAGCCCAAGAAGGACUUUCCUCUAAGAAAUGGGGUGGGAUGGCCUAUAACCUGCCUCAACAUUGACAUCUCCAGACUUGGAUAUGUGACGGUUGAUUGCACGAUUUUAAAAGACGGACGCCUGAUAAAAGGCUGAAGACCUUGAAAAAGUAAAGGUUAGCAAACCAAUGAUGCGUUAAAACAAGCAAAGGCUGACUUAGAUUGAUAAACGUUUAUUGUUAUGCAUCGAUACUUCCCCUAAUGAGCUUUCAGGUACAAAACAAAAGAGAUAGAAAGGCAUUGUGGUUUUUGGGAACAUUUUUGAGCACAUUUUGAAUCCGUAGAGACCGUAACUUAGUGUGAAUCUAACCACAGCCUCUGACCUACAUUCCACUUUUAGGUGUUAACAACAAUUUCUGUGUUCACUUCUUCCUUAGGCACCCAAAAAUUUUAAAUAUUGUAUGUACCCUCAUAGCUUAUUGUAGGGGAUUUGUUAAGAAAGCAAGAGAGAAUGUUUACACUUGUGUUAGGGGGGGCGGUCUUUCCGUGUUCACCUUGACAUUCCUGCCAUCAUUGAGAAGAGAAGUUUGUACCUCUAAAAGAUCUUUCUAUUUCCUGUAAGAUGCCAUUGUUCACGUUUGCCUAAAAAAUGAAAAAAGUAGAACAUCUAACGACAACAAAUGGACAUUUAAGUCCAUUAUAUGCACACCUUUGUAAAUAUGUGCAAGUUUACUGAUUGUUAUUGAAUCCACUGUAUAUCAUUUUAUUAUUUACAAGGCUUUGAGAAAAUAAUGACCUUGUAAUCCCACUUCAUCAGAACAUGUUUCGGUCUGUUAUCAUGUAGACUAUGCUAGUCAUCCAUCCACUAUGAAAGAAUGACAAGUUAUCCACUUGAAUAACUUGUUCAAUGGGAGAGAAAAAAUUCAACAAUCAUAUUUUGUAUUGCCUCUUCCAAGAGACUCUGCAAUGUCGAUCUUAGGAGGUUUCUACUGUAUAUGAGAGGAAAAUUACCUAGGUUAUAGGGAGUCGUAGAGAUGCUGGACUCGGGCAAACAUGUCUGAGUGGCGAAUCAAAUCAAAGUUUGAUUCGAGGUCUGAGUUUGCACUAUUGUUACCACACAAUAUGUUGGUAUCAAGUGCAAACUGUUAUUUGUGAAGAAGAUUAAGAAAUGCAAAAGGUGCAUCUUAGACCAUAUUUUUAGACACUAUCUUUUUGAAUCGAGUAAAAAUUAAAUAAUGAAGAAAGCUCUGUACAGAUCCUUAAAGACAAAUAAAACACAGAAAUUAAAUCCUUGCAUCUCGAUUUCUCCGGAAUAUAAUAUUGUUCCACUGUGUGUGUGUUAAUCUAAUCCAUUUACCAAAAAAUCUAUCAAGGGUAAUAACCAUAAUUGUACCUCUCACAAACUGCAUAUUCCUGGCAACUUUAUUUAAAUAAAAUAUGUAAAUAAAAAAUCAAUAGAAAAAAAUAGUACAUUGAUGUCGAUACGGUCCCAUUGGUCCAAUAAAACAGGACUGCUUGCAAUUGCUGAUCACAAUAAGGGUUUUCAUGUAUGAUAAAUUUGCUAAUGCGCUCAUGUAUCCAUCCCUGUGUUAACAUCCUCCACUUUAAAUUUCCUCUUCCGUACUUAUUUAUUUUGUUUCUACCAAAACAUCUGUUGUUUAAAGAAUUUCAGUAUUCUUUGGUUUAAAAUUAUUUGCCGAUGUGAGGUGGGAUAGACGUUGGUCAGUCAACGAUCUCCCCCGUGUCCCACUUUGUUUUUGGUUCCUGCCACCAUUCCGCCACGAAGGACUCCUCAUAAUCCC
Molecule: messenger RNA, 5015 nt
Organism: Gadus chalcogrammus (walleye pollock)
Lineage: Eukaryota; Metazoa; Chordata; Actinopteri; Gadiformes; Gadidae
Product: disintegrin and metalloproteinase domain-containing protein 11-like
Exons: 26
Coding region: 231-2903 (890 amino acids)
Biological process (GO): proteolysis
Molecular function (GO): metalloendopeptidase activity
Source: RefSeq, a predicted model, not a curated record